GGCGCUUCCGCUCCGGCCGCUUCCUUCCGGUUGUCGCUCGCGUCCUCUGCAGCCAUGCCUGAGCUCAGCAAAGAAGCCAAACAGCGCCUGCAAAAGGUGUUCAAGUGCGGGCAGUUCACGGUCCGCUGGGGAUUCGUUCCCCUCGUCCUGUAUUUAGGAUUUAAAAGGGGAGCUGACCCCGGAAUGCCUGAACCCACCAUACUAAGUUUAUUAUGGGGAUGACGACACGGGCAUCACAGCCGCCUGACAUGUGAACGCAAAGUAUUGAAGACGUAAAAGGAAUGCAAGUGACCAAAGUACAGGCGAUUCUGCUGUCCAGUGAUAUGACCAGAAUCUGUGACGUCUCUUCGACCAGUUUAUUUUCAUGCAGUACAGUGUCCCAUAUGAAGCAACAGAAGUGUGAAGGCCUUGUCCGUACUAUUUAAGCAUUUGUUACUUGAAAUGUUUUCUGUUGUACAUACAUGAUCUCCUGCUGUACAUUUUUUUCUACAUUUAUCAAUGUGCAUUGUAUGGGAAUUGUGUAUUUCAAUAAAGAAGUUUAAUGUUGCGGGAA
Molecule: messenger RNA, 553 nt
Organism: Bufo bufo (common toad)
Lineage: Eukaryota; Metazoa; Chordata; Amphibia; Anura; Bufonidae
Gene: TOMM7
Product: translocase of outer mitochondrial membrane 7
Exons: 3
Coding region: 55-222 (55 amino acids)
Biological process (GO): protein import into mitochondrial matrix
Cellular component (GO): mitochondrial outer membrane translocase complex
Source: RefSeq, a predicted model, not a curated record